Ornithorhynchus anatinus (platypus) is the source of this 2388-nucleotide messenger RNA. RefSeq names its product leucine rich repeats and IQ motif containing 4 (gene LRRIQ4). The transcript is spliced from 6 exons. The coding region runs from base 175 to 1923 and encodes 582 amino acids. The record is from RefSeq and is a predicted model, not a curated record. Lineage: Eukaryota; Metazoa; Chordata; Mammalia; Monotremata; Ornithorhynchidae. Gene Ontology annotation, molecular function: protein binding.
GGGGAGGGCGAGGCGUCUCCCCAGCUCCCUGCAGAUGCCCUGCGGACGCCCUCCCCUCUCCCGAGAUGAGGACCGGCCUAGUGUCUGAGCAGUAGCAGGAAGGUGACUCAUUUUCUCUUCUUCAAAUGGCCUUAAGGAUAUUGGAUAAUUGGGGCUUAUCAUCCCACCGACAGAAUGUUGGCGGGUCCGUCGAAAGACGCAGGCAAGUUCUCCAGCGUGAAAGAUCAAUUGCAACUUCCACAGAAAAUUCCAAACAGUGAAGAAUCGGAGAAGAAAGACACACCACUGGACUUGGCCGCCGACAGGACCCUUUUUAUAGAUUUUGCAAAUCGGCAGCUCACCGCUAUUCCAUCACAGAUUUUAGAAAUGAAAGAAUUAGAAGAAGUACAUUUGGAAAAGAAUCUGAUUGAAACCAUUUCAACAGACAUUUGCCAUCUCAAAAAUGUGAAAGUUCUCUACUUGAAUGAUAACAACAUAGAGGCCCUUUGCGAAGAGCUCGGAGAACUGAGAAAUCUGCUGUGUCUGGAUCUGAGCAGCAAUCCACUUAACAGCAGUUCGCUACACGUCAUCAGCCAGUUUCGAGCCCUCCGAGAGCUCAGGCUCUAUAAGGUAAGCUUGGAUGAGUUGCCAGCUCAGAUCUGUAAAAACCUCCAUCACCUGGAGCUGCUGGGCUUGUCAUUCAAUAACCUAAGCUUCCUGCCCAAGGAAAUAGUGAAUCACACCCAGCUAAAAGAGAUCUAUCUGCAGAACAAUAAAUUUGAGAGCUUCCCCCGUGAUCUCUGUUUGCUUUUCAACUUGGAAAUCAUAGAUUUGGAACAGAACCGAAUCAACGCUAUCCCUGAAGACAUUGGAUCCCUGACCAGAUUGAUGAAAUUCUUUAUGGCUUCUAACCACUUGCUAUCAGUUCCUGACUCGGUAUCUCACUGUAAGAAAAUGACAGUGCUUGACGUUUCGUACAAUUGCCUCCGUAGCCUUCCUCAGAAUUUCCAGGAGCUUACAGAGAUGACUGAAGUUGGACUUUCGGGUAACUAUUUGGAAAAAAUGCCCCGUCAGGUUUGCAAGUGGACAUCACUUCAGCUUCUCUACAUGAACAACAACGGCUUGAGAACUUUACGUCGUUCUUUUAAAAGACUGACAAGUGUUAGGUUUUUAGAUUUAAGUCAGAAUGUUUUUGAUUGUUUUCCCGAGGAGAUCUGUGUUUUGAAAAAUCUGGAAAUAUUGUCACUGGAUGACAAUAAAAUAUGCCAGUUACCUCCAGAGGUGGCCUCUCUUUCAAAAUUGAAGAGCCUUGGUUUAACUGGAAAUGAAUUCACUGCCUUUCCAGAAGAAGUCUUACUUCUUCAAUCCCUGGAGAAAUUAUACCUUGGACAAGAUCAAGGAAUCAAACUGACAGCUCUCCCAGAAAGCAUCAAAAAACUGCAGAAUUUAAAAGAGCUGUACGUCGAGAACAAUCAUCUCGAAUACCUGCCGGCGGCCUUGGGUUCGUUGAACAACUUAGAAAUACUCGAUUGUCACAACAACCUUCUUAAACAGCUUCCAGAUGCCAUAUGUCAAGCACAAGGCUUGCAGAAAUUAUUUCUCCAAAACAAUCAGUUGUCUCAGCUUCCAGAGAACCUGGACAGUCUACAGAAGUUGAAGGUCCUCCUUUUAGGAGGCAACCCUAUGAUAGACCCUCCAAAUGAGGUCUGUCGGCAGGACAACGCAACCAUAUGGAAGUAUUUACAAGAAAAGAGAUAUAAGACCCGUAUGGCCACAAAGAUUCAGGCUUGGUGGCGUGGAUUGAUGGUGAGGAAAGGACUUGGACCUUAUGCAGACUUGCAGAAAUCAGUUAAAAAAGGAAAGAAGGGCUCUACCAAGGACAAGAAAGCAAAGAAAAAAGAGAAAGAAAAACCUGGAACAGUGUCCAAAGGCAAAAAGAACUAAUUCUACAUAAGACAAAUAAAUUACUACCUUGAGGGGAAACAGAACAAAAAGCAGUAGGCAAAACUCUUCACCACAAAGGUUAUCAUGAAUAUUCACCUGUAGUUCACCAUAUUUGGGUUUGGGUCCAUCCAAGAGGACACUUUUCCGCCUAGAUUGAGGAAUCCCCACUCUUGCCUCAGAAAUUAAAUACAUCACGUGACCAAGGAGUCAUUACAACCCUUUAAGAUAAUUGUUUCUGGCCCUAAAGUGCAAAUACUGAAUCCAGUAUAGAGGAAUUUAAGGAAAUAUCAUUUAUUGAGCCAGGUAACAGCUUAAAGAGGACGGGAAUGUGUAAUAGAGUGUGUUGAGUUUGUUACAGUCCAACUGGGAAUAAGGACCAAAUCUGUUACGAAGCAACUUCCAUGAUACUUUUCCUUGGUUCUAAAAGUGACUCAAUAAACUUUCAGAUUCAAUAAGCAAAAACAA